UGGUGUCGAGCAACUGCCGUUCACAUCUGGCGCCGCGUUGAAUAUUAGGGUUAACUCUUUAACUUUCUGAUUUAUUUCGAAAGGAGGCUGCCUUUUUAGAUUUUGGUGGUUCUGAAAAAGCUGAAAUGCAUCAGAGUUUGGUUUGUCACAAAUAGCGUAAGUGUGAUCUUUAUAGCCUGCUUUGCGAUUUCCUUGGACUGUCUACACCACCAUGCGUAAACAGAGCAUGGUUACGUUUGUAGAUUUGAUACAUCCACAUAGAAUGAAUAUAAGUAUGAAGUUACACUUUUUAUAGUUCGAUACAAUGUCUAGAAUGUCAUUCGUAUAAAUGGUCCAUCAUCUAUUCAGUUUAGAAAUUAAUGUCUGGUGGGACAGCCUACACGAUAAAAUGUUUCGUCAUAGCACGAAUCUUAUUAGAAAAAGUUGAUAAUUCUACGACUAACAUGACGCUUUGCCUUGAGAUUCACUUUUCAUUUUAACACGGCUUCCCGAGAAAAGAUUAUGUAAUUCAAUUGUCCAUAGUUCUUCACUGUGACAGAUGACAUGAUGAACCAUGCGUUUGUGCACUAUAUGUAAAUUAUCUUAGGUCAUAUAAUAAGUGACAUUUUCAUAUGAUUUUGUCCACUUAACAAGUAACAGUUGGAAGGGGCUCUUGGGAAGGAAAUUUGGGAUAUGGCAUAAAGGCGCACAGCUCCAUACUGAAGUGUUUAAGUUAGUCUGAAGGGAAAUUUAAAAGACCUAAAAAUACAGCGCUGGUUUCUUCUCCACAAAGAAUCAUUUGAACUUCCCACCGCAGAACGAGAGCGACAUAAAUAGUUCUGACAUGUGGAUGUAAUUUCAGAAGAAGUAAAAAAAAAACUAAAAAAAAACAGACAUGCAGAUAAACAAAGUGAGUGGGCUCAGUUUGAACGUAUUACAGAUUUAAAAAGAGGGAGGGAAAGCGAAGAGAUUAUAGUUAUGAUUUUACAAGCCACUAUCAAGACCAUAAUGAGAGGACAGAUAGAGUGAAAGAUGACUUGCUCUUUUGAAGACAGUUUAAAGUAAAUUAAGUAAUUUUACUGAAGCAUCAACUCAACCUUGCUUUCUGAAACGACUAUUGGAGGUUCGGCAUGGUUGUCUCAGGGAUGGGCCCCCCUCUAGUGUUCCACAGUGUGGGCUUUAUUUUCUUCAGCUUGGUCCUCAGUCACGUCUGUCUGGUGGAGGCAGAUGAUGUGCUCACCAAAGAGGAACAGAUCGGUCUGCUGUUUAAAGCCAAACGCAAGUGUGAGGUGGCCAUCAGUAACAAACACAAGCCUGGUGAUGGUUACUGCUCGCCAGAGUGGGAUGGCAUUGUAUGUUGGCCUGAGGGGUCUCCCGGGAAGCUGGUGUCCACUGCCUGUCCAGACUACAUCUAUGACUUCAACCAUAAAGGACUAGCCUAUCGUCGCUGUGACAGCAAUGGGACGUGGGAGCUGACCACCACCAACAACAAGACUUGGGCCAACUACAGCGAAUGUGCAAAAUUCCUCUCGCACUAUAACCAAAACAAUGAGAAGGAAGUGUUUGACCGUCUGUACCUCAUCUAUACAGUAGGAUACUCCAUCUCUCUGGGAUCACUUAUGGUGGCUGUGGUCAUCCUGGGUUAUUUCCGGCGGUUGCAUUGUACCAGGAACUACAUCCACAUGCACCUGUUUGUGUCCUUCAUGCUCCGAGGCAUCAGCAUCUUCGUAAAGGACGUGGUGCUGUACUCUGGCUCUGCCCUAGAAGAUAUGGAGAGAGUCAGUGUGGAAGAUCUCAAGUCCAUCACUGAGGCUCCUCCAGCUGACAAAACCCAGUUUAUUGGCUGUAAGGUGGCAGUGACCCUGUUCCUAUAUUUCCUGGCUACCAACUACUAUUGGAUCCUAGUAGAGGGUCUGUACCUUCACAGCCUCAUCUUCAUGACCUUCUUCUCAGACAGGAAGUACCUCUGGGGAUUCACUCUAAUUGGAUGGGGGGUCCCAGCUAUGUUUGUGACAGUGUGGGCGAGUGUGAGAGCCACCUUGGCAGACACAGAGUGCUGGGACCUAAGUGCUGGCAAUCUGAAGUGGAUCGUACAAGUGCCAAUUCUAACAGCAAUAGUGGUGAAUUUUAUGCUGUUCCUGAAUAUAAUACGAGUUCUGGCCACUAAACUUCGGGAGACAAAUGCUGGCAGAUGUGACACAAGACAGCAGUACAGGAAACUGUUGAAGUCUACAUUGGUCCUGAUGCCACUGUUUGGUGUCCACUACAUAGUGUUCAUGGCGAUGCCUUAUACUGAAGUGACUGAAGUCCCAUGGCAGAUACAGAUGCACUAUGAGAUGCUAUUCAAUUCAUUCCAGGGAUUCUUUGUAGCAAUUAUAUAUUGUUUCUGCAAUGGGGAGGUCCAAGCGGAAAUUAAGAAAUCGUGGAGCAGGAGGACACUUGCGCUGGACUUUAAACGUAAAGCCCGUAGUGGCAGUAACACAUAUAGUUAUGGACCUAUGGUGUCUCACACCAGUGUAACCAACGUCACUGCCCGGGGGCCCCUGGCACUGCACCUCACCACACGCCUUGGGGGCCCCGUCACCGUGAACGGGCACCGGAAUCUCCCGGGGUACGUGAAGAAUGGUUCCAUCUCCGAGCACUCCAUCCCUUCCUCAGGACAGGAGUUACAUGUUCCCGAGGAGGAGCAGCCAUCCAGUAACGUGCCACCGCAUUCUGUUGAGGAGGAGAAACCCUCGCCUGUAGUGGAGGAGGAGCGGGAGACCGUCAUGUGACAAUCAUGUGACCUCUUGCGAGAGACUUUCAGGCAGCCUAUAGCGCCUCCACUGGGAGAACGAUCUCUGUAGGAAUGAGUCAUGGGAAAGAUCUCAAUUACAUACUCCUUGUGUCCUCUCUCCUCGUCUCCAGAGGGACCUCUGGCUUUCUCAUCCAAUGAGUUUUGAAAAGGAGAAGAGGAGAGAGGGCGCAAUUGAGAGCUUCCCAUGAAACAUAGCACCACAUAGACCAGUCAAGCUUCUCAGUUGAUUUUAUUUCACUGCCUUCAAUGUGUUGCAGCAAGUACUUUAUAAUGGAUGAAUACCAACCAUGGUCUGUGGAUGAACAGUAGGCUAAUGUGUCUGACUGAAACAGACAGCAUUGAUUGUCCACAGGUCCUGUGGCUGAAGGUAUCAACCGUUUACUAUGGUCCUCAUUCUGGCAGGAGCAUGUUAGCUUAUGUUAGUGUAGCAGAUGGCUAAGUUAGCAUACAGCUCACUAGCUCACAUCUGCUACAUUAGGCACUCCUAGUGAUAUGAGAAUAUGCCUGGCUGCAGUUGAUUCUGCAUGCGUAGUUGGGGAGAUCUCACUACGUUUCAAUUUGUUUGAAAAUGUGGAUGUACAUUGAGAUGACCCAACCCACUUUGAUGUAGCUAAAAGGGAAUAAAACUCAGGUCCUCUAAACCCUCCAUUCUAGUGCAUCAGUUGGAGCUAGUCUGUAGUUUCAGAGGUGUGCUGGCUUCUAGAGUUGAUUUAUAUGGAGAAAGGCCCAAUGGAUUACUUUUCCCCAUGAGUAUCAACUUUUUGUACAGUUUGUAUUUUUGCUAUUUAAAAGAGACUAUCCUAAUAUUCAAUGGCUAAUGAAGGUUAUGCUUUUUCCAUGAUGUGUUGAUGAUUACAUUCUUCAAUAAUAAUAUUAUAUUUCACAAUAUAUAAUGCCACAAAAGUAACCAAAACCUGGAGCUCAUUGGAGUCAAAACGUGAUUUUCCUGUUUUUUACAUAUAUUUCCACACUCUGAGGUUUGAAUAAUACUGUAAAAUUGUGAAAAUUAUGAUUAUGCCCUUUUAAUGUAAGAGCCGUUUGAAAAGACCACCUGAAAUUUCUGCCUGUUUUGGUUGGAUGUAAUUUUGGCCUGCCUGGCAAUAUCACCAGGGGGUAAAUUAGUUACUAGACCAAUAAGAAAGAGAGUUCCAAACCUCUCUGCAAAUAAUAGCUCGUUUUCAGUUUUCCUCUCCCAACUCAGACUACUUCCAUAUAGUCCUAGCAAAAUUCUUGCUUGAGAAAUUACUCUUUGCUAAGAAGGAAUUUAGGUUUAUUUUUUACCAUUUUAAUUGAAAACAAUCACAAUAAGGUACUUAAUUGUUACUCGGAAAUGAUUUGUUAUUGAGAUACAAACGGCUGCAUUGGACCUAAAGUUUUGGGAGAAAUGGAGUGGUAGAGACAGCUCAAAGAGGACAAAAAAUGGCUAUUAUUAUAAUGGAAUUGUAGAAAAAUACUUUAUUAAUGUUUUAAAGGGAGGCACCCUCUCCAAAACUCAGGGUGCAGAAAACAGUAAAAAAAAAAAUACGGAAUGUUAAUUAGAUGAGGAACUCCUAGGGAUUCUCAAAUUCCACAGGAGAAUUCCCAGGGAGACUUAUGAAGAGACGGACGGUAUGAAGGAACACCAGAACUGAAUAGUACACAACUGUUAUGUUUUAUAUAGUCCAGUGUUUUGCUGCUCUUUUUGUAUAUACAGUAUGUAUGCAUUUGCAUAGAAGUCACAAUGUUUACAAUGAUAAUAAAAUACAUUCUAGCUGUGAGCUAAAAUAGCAUCAAAGGUCAUGUAAAUGUAUUAGAACUAUAAUUUGAUAUUUGUACAGACUGUUGAAAAUGUUAAGGGAUGUUGAAAAUGUAGAAUGAUUUAUAUUGUAUUUAGUGGUAAACACAUAGAAACUGGAUAUAUACUAUAGGUGAGGGACAACAUACUGUAUGAGGAUUCAGGACCAUAGAGUUAACAUUUCAGUAGAAUGCCUAUCAGAGGUAAUAACAUUAGACAGCUAUUUACACUAUACUCACAUGUAAUUCUGUGAAUAUGGCAGUUUAGGUUGAUGGGAGUCAAGAACUCAAUUGCACUCCGCUACUGUAUAUCCACAUGUAUACACUUUGACCCUACAGUUCCCUCCCCCACUACUCUAUAUCCACAUUUAUAAAGUGGGAGGUUUGAGCCCUGAAUUCUGAUUGGCUGAAGGCCAUGGUAUAUCAGGCCAUAUACCAAGAGGUAUGAGAAAACAUUUAGUUUUACUGAUCUAAUUACGUAGGUAACCAGUUUAUAAUAGCAUUAAGUCUCCUCUGUGGUUUGUGAUAUAUGGCUAAAAUACCACGGCUAAGGGCUGUGUCCAGGCACUCCGCAUUGCGCCGUGCCUAAGAACAGCCCUUAGCCGUGGUAUAUUACAUCGGCCAUAUACCACACAUCCCCAGGCCUUAUUCCUGAAAUAUAUACUUUGCGAAAAUAUUUCUAGUUACACUUUACAUUUCACUUCCAUCACACUGCAGUUUGCUUCCCAGACAAUGUUCAGGGAGUGAAGUGAAGGGAUGAAGUGAUUUGUUUGUUAGUUUGUCACAGAAGCAGAAUGUGUGUCUUUUAGAGUGUGUCAAGUAGCCUGAUCCUAUACAGUACAGUAUGUGCUGUAGCCAACUCUUCUAGCAUUGUCAUGCCUUACUGUAUGUACUGUAUGUUUGGCAUGAAAAUUAAUGAACACAUAGAACACAGAGAGGAGUUGGCUAAAGCACAAACAGACUCAUUCACCAGGCUAUGUGUAAAGAUGUCAAGGUCCCAACACGCAUUGUCCAUUUCAUUCCCAAUCCGUCCCAAUAGUUCAUAUACGUUUUCAACCCUGUCCAUCACAAUGUCCGUUUCAUUCCCAAUCCGUCCCAAUAGUUCAUAUACGUUUUCAACCCUGUCCAUCCCAAUGUCCGUUUCAUUCCCAAUCCGUCCCAAUAGUUCAUAUACGUUUUCAACCCUGUCCAUCCCAAUGUCCGUUUCAUUCCCAAUCCGUUCCAAUAGUUCAUAUACGUUUUCAACCCUGUCCAUCCCAAUGUCCGUUUCAUUCUCAAGCCGUCCCAAUAGUUCAUAUACGUUUUCAACCCUGUCCAUCCCAAUGUCCGUUUCAUUCCCAAUCCGUCCCAAUAGUUCAUAUACGUUUUCAACCCUGUCCAUCCCAAUGUCUGUUUCAUUCCCAAUCCGUUCCAAUAGUUCAUAUACGUUUUCAACCCUGUCCAUCCCAAUGUACGUUUCAUUUCUGAUCUCGGUGUGGCUUGCUAUUCCUAUUUAUUGUCAUGAUCUUAUAUGGUUAGGGCACAUUAUCUUUUAUACUGAAGAGUAGAGCUAAAUAUAAAGGUGGAGAUCAUUUUCUGCCUCACAAAGAUCUGUUGCGUGAUAUAAGCGUGAUGUAAGGAUACCAUUAGAGAAAGUGUUACCUAAAGAUGCCAUCUAAGCCAACAAGAAAAUGAAAAAUACAGUAGAAUAUCCCCAUUUUCUUAUACAGUGGUUAUCUUAAACCAACCUACAGCCAACAAACAUUCCACUCGCAAGUAGAUACGUUUGGGAGUAUUAUUAGUAUUAUGUUUUGUAUGUAUGUCCGUCUGAACUUUAACUGUCCAUGUUUGGUUCGAAGGGGGCAAUGCUAGAGCCAGUGUUGAUUAGGAAAACAUUUUUUUUUUAUAUAUAUAUUUGAGCACUUUAAUACCCUAUUAUAUUUCCUAUUGUUGGAGCUAGGAACACAAGCAUUUCAUUACAUCCGCAAUAACGUCUGCUAAAUAUGUGUAUGUGACCAAUAACAUUUCUUUUGAUUUGAUUUAUUGAUUGUAUCAUGUAAAUGUAUUGUUUUUUAAAUUCAGUAUGUAAACAGGCCAAUUCUUAACAGAGCUAAUAUUGUACUCGUUUUUUGAAAGUUACCUCUCAUGGAAGUAAAAAUUACAUGAUAUUUUCAUUGUUUUAUUAUUUAUCUUAUAUUGAAAAUGUGUCUGUCCUCAAAGAGAUAGGAGUUGUUAUUUUUCAUGAAUAGUCUUUAUGCCAUGUGUAGAGAGGGUGUGACUGUUUGUGUUUGAAAUAGGACACAUCAUACCUGGUUGAUUUCACUCAAAGUCGGUUGAUUGAAGUCAAUGUUGUAAAUGUAAACGUGGGUUUAAAAUAAAAUACAAUUCCAAUCUAA
This is a messenger RNA of Oncorhynchus mykiss (rainbow trout), 6924 nucleotides long. Its product is annotated as parathyroid hormone/parathyroid hormone-related peptide receptor. The record is from RefSeq and is a predicted model, not a curated record. Gene Ontology annotation, cellular component: plasma membrane. Gene Ontology annotation, molecular function: parathyroid hormone receptor activity; peptide hormone binding; G protein-coupled peptide receptor activity. Gene Ontology annotation, biological process: intracellular calcium ion homeostasis; cell surface receptor signaling pathway; adenylate cyclase-activating G protein-coupled receptor signaling pathway. Lineage: Eukaryota; Metazoa; Chordata; Actinopteri; Salmoniformes; Salmonidae.